Acanthaster planci (crown-of-thorns starfish) is the source of this 1812-nucleotide messenger RNA. RefSeq lists its product as uncharacterized. Gene Ontology annotation, biological process: positive regulation of transcription by RNA polymerase II. The record is from RefSeq and is a predicted model, not a curated record. Gene Ontology annotation, molecular function: DNA-binding transcription factor activity, RNA polymerase II-specific; RNA polymerase II cis-regulatory region sequence-specific DNA binding. NCBI's taxonomy places the organism in Eukaryota, Metazoa, Echinodermata, Asteroidea, Valvatida, Acanthasteridae.
UCACUGCCUCGCACCCAAGUGCAGAUGACACCUAUCCAAACAAGACAUUAUUUUUUUUUCUUCAAAAAGAGAUGAUUGCUGGAUGUAUCGAGGAUAAAUUCGAAGAGACGGUAGGAAGACAGAAACGCUGCAGUAAGGUAGCGCUGCAAAGUGCUGGUAAGCCCAUUGGGAAACUGACGAUAUCUCUACCCGGCUUCGAACAAGCAACUUGGCAUUGCCGAAGUUUCCCUUUUUCUUGCCGCAUCAAAGCCCUGGACUGCUUGUAGUCAUGGCCAUGAUUUGGCCUUGUUUGGAUUGGCAAAAAUCUUGGAUUUGAUAAAACUCCCGUUGGCGUUUUUGAAGACGUGCUGGAGACAAGUGCAACUUCAUUGCGGUUUGCAGUCAAAUUACUUAGUUUCAACGCUUAAUUUUUUUUCUCCCAAGUUGGACUCUUCGGGUUUUAAGAACCGCAUAGAACCUUAGAGCAGCUAGAUGAUAUCUGGGUUAGAGUUGUGCGUGUCUCCUGCUAACAACACGGGCUCGACCGACCAUGUCACGGCGCCCCUGAUGAAUGGCAUCAUGGAGCGUCGGCUCCAGGGCGCUGGCGCACCUUGCCCGUUGGACUUUCCAGCCCCCUCGCACUGUCUCCCCGCUCACCACCUCACCCCAACGAGCACCCACCAUCCCCGCCACCAACAUCACCACCACCACCACAAACCAAACCACUCCAUCGACGCAAUCCUGGGCAUCCAGCGAGAUGGAGCCAGGGCGGCCGAGAAGCAAAGGACAUGUCUGGUGGAGGGUCCUUCGCAGCAACACCCGCCCAGCCCCACUGAUUACAACGGGGGCCGGCAGCGGGCAGGAUCGACCUCCCCUACCGCCGUGCCGUGUACACCGUCUCCGGAGAAUAGGGAACACGCACAAGAGGAGAACAACUUCUUGGAGAGUUUCAAGACGAAUAACAAUGGAAUUGCUCACAAGAACCCAGCCCGGCCGGGAACACGGGCGGCGCAGCCGAACAACGCAUCGGCAGCCCCCAUCGGCAGCAGAGGCUGCGCCUCGCCGCCGGAGCUGGACGAGGCAGGCCCAGACUCUCCGGGCAGCCCCAGCGAGCCUUGCGAGUCGGUCGAUGGCGGUGGCGACCUCGUCGACGACGGCGGGGACGGCAAGAAGAAGCACCGGCGGAACCGCACCACCUUCACCACCUACCAGCUCCACGAGCUGGAGCGGGCCUUCGAGAAGUCCCACUACCCGGACGUCUACAGCCGAGAGGAGCUGGCCCUCAAAGUCAACCUUCCCGAGGUUAGAGUUCAGGUGUGGUUUCAAAAUAGGCGGGCUAAGUGGCGUCGCCAGGAGAAAAUGGAGUCCAGCGCAAUCAAAAUGCAGGAGCAAGCCAUUUCGUCUCUCCACCGGAGCACCAGUGGGCUCAACAGCAAGCUACCCCUGGACCCCUGGCUGACACCACCCAUGUCGAGCGCGGCGGCGCCCGCUGCGGCCCUCCACUCGCUGCCAGGACUGCUGACAGCCCACGGCCACCACCACCCCCAGCUGCCCCCGCCCCUCGGCUCCACUGGCACCUCCCGGGGGCCCCUCUGCAGCCUGGGCCCCAUCAGCUUCCCCUUGCUGCCUCCCGCCUCGUCGGGCUUCUCGCUGCUGAGCCCCGCCGCAGUGGCCGCCGGCCAGGGCCGCCCAGGGUCGGGAAUGGGGCUGAUAGAGACCGACGACAUCAGACACUCGAGUAUCGCGGCCUUGCGCCUGAAGGCCCAGGAGCACCUCGACACCAUGAUCAGGACGCCUGUGUACAGCGGCCAGUCGUCUCCUACGAGUGACUAG